AUGCUUCACGGCAGUAUCAACGCUCUCAAUGUCAAGAUCUCCGGUAUCAACUACACCUCGCGCAUUGGUCCAGAUUGGGCACCUGUGAGCACCAAAUGCAAGACCGCUGACGAGGCUGAAAUGGUACUACGGGCGGCCAAAAUUGUUGGUCUGAAGAUACACUUGGGUAUUUGGACGACGGCUAGCCACGAUUACCUGCUCCAGGAGAAACACAUGCUUGCUAAACUUAUUGACUCUGGUCUGUACGAUGAUAAUGUCAUUGGUCUACACGUGGGUAGUGAGGCCAUUUACCGUAAAGACAUCAAUGCCGUCACGGCCAUCAGCUACAUGAAUGAAAUCCGCGCCUAUUUGCGUAGCCGUGGCAAGAGCACGCCCGUCACGAUUGCGGAUGUUAUUGACGUCUACAACGCUAACCCGCAGCUCAUUGAUGCCGUGGACUACGUUUCGGUGAACCAGUUUUCAUUCUGGGAAAAAGCGGACGUGAACGAAGCUGUAGCUGUUACUCUGGACCGUCUCAGGGGCCUGCGCGCGGCUGCUAUACAAAAGGAUAGGACUAUCAUUAUCUCAGAGACGGGUUGGAGCUAG
This is a messenger RNA of Peronospora belbahrii, 585 nucleotides long. The record is from the annotation of a GenBank genome assembly. NCBI's taxonomy places the organism in Eukaryota, Oomycota, Peronosporomycetes, Peronosporales, Peronosporaceae.